CUCCGCCCCGCAACGGCGCCCGCUGGCGGGGGACGGAAGCGGCGGCCGCUUCUUCCGCUUCCGCCGCCGCGAUGCUCGGGGACCUGCUGCUCUGCGGGACGCUGCUGAUGAACGCGGGCGCUGUGCUCAACUUCAGGCUGAGGAAGAGAGAAACGGAAGGUUUCGGCAAAGAGUCCAGGGAGCCGACGACCGGUAACCGAGCUUGGAGCUCUGUGGCUGCGAGGGCUUCUCACCUCAAAAUUAUAGAGAUGCUCUCAGAAACAGGCAUUUUCUGCAAGAUAUUCUUGGUUAAAGCAUUUUCGAGGCACCRAAGUACAAAUUUUGUUCAGUCAUGAACUGGCCUGUGGCUGGAUCAACUGUUUUGCUAAAUUGCAACUUAAAAUUUAGCUCGUUAUUUGCCUUUAGGCACCACAGUGGAAACUUAAUGCAAAUCUAUGACUUGAGAAGAAACAUAUGUAUAUUUUUCCACUCUUGAACUUAGGUGCCUGUGUUACAGAGGUAUUACUACGCUGGCAAUGUGAUGGCCAUGUUAGUUUUUAUGCACCCACUCCGCUCUUUUGUAUCUUGCAGAGGAGUGACCUCUUUUAUCACUUAUUUUCCCAGAAGCUCAUAGUAGAGAUGUACUGAAUGUCAUAUGUGUCAUUGCUACCUAAAAUUUCAAUUUUCUUUGGUUUUGUUCUGACUUAUUUAAACUAAGUGUUAAACUAAGAUUUGCAUGUGUUCUUUUUACUUGGUGUUGGAAAAGUGAAUUACUGACAAAUGAGACAUUUUUCACACUGAAAGUUUCUUCUUCCGAUUUCCAGGUGACAAUAUCAGAGAGUUCUUGCUGAGUCU
Messenger RNA from Nothoprocta perdicaria, 834 nucleotides. It is a transcript of the gene SMIM7, whose product is annotated as small integral membrane protein 7. The record is from RefSeq and is a predicted model, not a curated record. The transcript has 3 exons. The coding region runs from base 72 to 335 and encodes 87 amino acids. NCBI's taxonomy places the organism in Eukaryota, Metazoa, Chordata, Aves, Tinamiformes, Tinamidae.